AUGAGUGGACGCGAAGGUGGCAAGAAGAAGCCUCUGAAGGCACCGAAAAAGGAGCAGUCCGAGAUGGACGAGGACACUGCUGCGUUCAAGGCGAAGCAGAAGGAACAGCAGAAAGCGCUCGAAGCGGCCAAACAGAAGGCUACCAAGGGUGGCCCGCUACUGCAGGGCGGCAUCAAGAAGUCGGGCAAGAAGUGAUCCGGCAGCUGUUACCGGAACCAGCGGUUGCUGCUAACCUCCUCAUCUGCUGCCACUCAAUCCGACAUCGGGAGGUUAUCCCGGGAGGUCGUCUGCCGCCGUUGGAUCGCCGUUUAAGUUAAGCCUACAAAUUUCCGUGUUUUCAAUGCCCGCGCUGACGGACCCGGUGUGGUUUAUACACUAUUGAUAAAUAAACAUUUUCACUUAACGAUACACGA
Anopheles gambiae (African malaria mosquito) is the source of this 413-nucleotide messenger RNA. RefSeq names its product translation machinery-associated protein 7 homolog. The record is from RefSeq and is a predicted model, not a curated record. Bases 1 to 195 code for a protein of 64 amino acids. The transcript has a single exon. NCBI's taxonomy places the organism in Eukaryota, Metazoa, Arthropoda, Insecta, Diptera, Culicidae.